This is a messenger RNA of Entrophospora candida, 144 nucleotides long. NCBI's taxonomy places the organism in Eukaryota, Fungi, Glomeromycota, Glomeromycetes, Entrophosporales, Entrophosporaceae. The record is from the annotation of a GenBank genome assembly.
AUGGACUUAUUAUUUGGACGUAAAAAGGCACCAGCAGAAAUACCACAUGAGCAUCAACGUGCGCUUCAAAGGGCACGGCGUGAAAUGGGUCGUGAGAGAGUCAAACUAGAAGCUUCAGAAAAAAAAAUUAAUAGCAGAUAUUAA